CCUAAAUUGAAAUAUCAUUAGCCAAUCAGCGACGGGAAAGCCAGUCGUAAUCUCUCCCGCACAAUCGCGCAAGAAUCACCGACGCCGCCUUCGCCGUCGUUCUCUUGCCAUCUAUCUCUACAGACACACUUCACCAUGGACUCGGCCUUUAUGCAUGAAGAGAAGACCGAGUUCGACUUCAAUGACCUCGUAUUGGGCUCCAUGGGAGACGCGGCAGGGCUCGAGAACGUGCUUAGCGAAGACAGCUUGGACGACGGGUCGUCUUCGUCGUCUACGACCGCCGCAGGACUUGGGAAGAAGCGCAAAUACGUGAACCGUCAAAAGCUCGAGCUCGAGUACCUCCGAGACACCGUGGAUGCGUUGCAGAAACAAAUGGACUUUCUCGGCAACAUGCAGGCAAACCAGCAGCAAACGGGCUCGGAAUGGAAGGACUUGGCCGCGGAACAGCAACUGCAAGCGCAAUUGGCAUUUGUCGAGAAUGCUCGAUUGCGUACGGCGUUGCAAGAAGAGCUCGCUUUUGCCGAGACGUUGGCAGGCAUCGUGCGCAAGAAGCCCAAGGUGCUGGACCUCCCAUCGACGUCCAACAAUGCGUGGCGCGACUUCAAGCUUGUGGCGGACAUCGAGGCUCGCAACACGGCGAUUCAUGCGAUUGCCGAUCGAGAGUACAACAAAGUGCUUCACAACGUGCUCCAAAGCGACGCCGCCGACUCGACGUCGCCCUCGACGGCCCACCAAACCGUCAAGUCGACCACAGUCAAGUACCUCGACGACGGCAUCGUGCCUGGAAUCGUCAUCGAGAGCUUCAAUCGCCUCAUGUUUCCCCACGUACCCUUCCACAUCUUGGGCCACGCGCUGUGGAGCUUUCUCAACGGCGACAUUGGGGACGUCAGCCAUGCCGCUUCUGGAUCGUCGUUCGACCAACUGGACUCUGUCGGCGACGACGUCGUGUACAUGAAGAGCCGGUGGCGCAUCGGCAAUCACAACGCCCACAGUGCCGACAAGGAAUUGCAUGCUGAAUCGAGGCUGCUGAUCAAGCGGUAUGUAGAACCUUCCCGACAGAUUGUCGUGUGGCGCAACAUCAUCGAGGACGCGUUGCUGCCGCUGGACGCGAGCGCCCUCACGUUUCAUGGCAGUGGCUGGGCCAUGGUCGAGCAUGAUACCGCUGGCACGAUCGUCAAGUUUUUCACGGAAAUCUCCACCCCCUUGACACAUGCGACAUCAUCGCCGUCGGUGGCUUCCGCGGGAUUCCUCGCGGCAGGGAGUAGCGGCCAUGCCGACGACGCGGCGAUGCUCACGUCCGUGUCGGACGAUGCAUCGUUUCAAGUAGGUCGGUUCACAGACUCCAUCUUGUCUGCAUAUCGCAACGCGUAUCGCCGCUUUGAACAUGCGUCCAUGCAAGCGUGGAGCCAGAUGCAGAAAGCCGACGUGUCCUCCAACCUCACGGCGUUUGGAUUCGUUCAAGGCGGCGGCGACGGCAGUUCUCCGAUAUCGACAGUCACGUUAAACCCAUAACUGUAACAACAUUGUCUUGCCAUA
This is a messenger RNA of Aphanomyces astaci, 1536 nucleotides long. RefSeq lists its product as hypothetical. Lineage: Eukaryota; Oomycota; Saprolegniomycetes; Saprolegniales; Verrucalvaceae. The transcript is spliced from 2 exons. Bases 136 to 1512 code for a protein of 458 amino acids. The record is from RefSeq and is a predicted model, not a curated record.